AUGGCAAUAACUUUUGAGCUUCUGCAAAAGAGAACAAAAUAUGAAGUUUGUACAGAUUACCAAAAGAGCUGGAAAGCCUCUUGGGAACAUGAUGGCCCAUCUAUGGCACCAAAGGCGGGAAAUAGUUGUCCAAAAACCAUCAAUAGCAAUGAAAAGUAUAAUGCUCUCAAUACUUUAAAUUACGCCAGAAGAGCAUGUGGUUUAGAUCUGGCCAGAUUGGAAAGUAGAUAUCUCUACGAGGAGCAAUUACAAGCAACUGCAAAUUCAAAAGUUAAUAACCAAUGCAGUGGAUAUAGCCACACAUGCCUUGAAACAAGGUCAUCAGGUAAGGAUUUAUCAGAAUCAAAGAGUGUUGCCGAUUUGGUUAAAUUGGCAUUAACAACCCAAUUUGAUGAAACAUCCAGUUUGAAUUAUUAUGCUCGGCAUAUAUUAUUGGACGAAUAUUUGGAACCAGUCGUGUUUGCUAGUGCUCAUAACGAAAAUUCGAAAGAGACAGUCCAAUUACUUAAUUUCAAUGCAAAUACACAACGACCUGCACAAAAAAUACCUUUUGUUGCUUGGCCACCUCCAGGAUAUGUACACUCAAAAUUCCUUGGAGUUGCAUCUUUUAUGUCACAAGGAAUUGGUAGUACUACUCUUAUAUCAUAUACUGUUGAUGAUGAUCCUACUGUAAAACGUGCUGAUGUGGAAUCAUGUAGGAAGUUUGGAAUGGAUGUAAACUGUUUUACUGGAGACUGGAUGGAUCAGGAAAAUGCAAUUGGACACACAUAUCACAUCAAUGUUUCAGAUCCAUAUGGCAAGUCAUAUUUAUAUUCUUUUACACCUGUGGAUUGUGACAAAUACAAACCAGAUCGAACUCCAGUAAUAACACCAUUUGUAACAGCAUAUGAAACAAUGGCACGAACUCCAGAAAUAACAUCUAAGGAAACGCCAUUCAAUACUGCAGCAAAAACACCAUUUACAACAGCUUUUGAAACUGCAGCAAUGACUCCAUUUUCUACAGCCUUUGCGACUGCAGGUGAAACACCAUUUACUACAGCUGCAGUAACAGCUUUUAAAACACCUUAUUUAACAGAAAAAGAAACACCAUUUAAUACAAAUCAUCAAACACCUCAUAUCACACCAGGAGUAACAAUGUUUGAAACACCAUUUUUAACACAAAAGGAAACUCCUUACGAAACACCUUACUUAACAGAAAAGGAAACAGCCUUUGAAACAGCUUAUGAAACUCCGUUUACAACUUCAGAUAUCACUGUAAUAACUCCAGUUCCAACUCAAACUGAAGUUGUCACACCAUCAAUUGAAAAGGAAAAUGAAAGAAAUGAAGGAAAUGAUGAUCCUGCUGAUUCACAAGGUGGUAGUAAUGCAAAAAAUGCUGUAGCAAUCGCUGUUCCAAUUGUUGCGGUAUUAAUUAUUGCUGGUGUUGUAGCAGUAAUUAUCAUAAUGAAGAAUAGAGGAAAUUCUCAUCAAGAUGAUGAUAGUAUGCAAUCUGAUAGUGUUGAUUAUAACGUUUAA
Molecule: messenger RNA, 1515 nt
Organism: Trichomonas vaginalis G3
Lineage: Eukaryota; Parabasalia; Trichomonadida; Trichomonadidae
Product: bifunctional inhibitor/lipid-transfer protein/seed storage 2s albumin superfamily protein family
Exons: 1
Coding region: 1-1515 (504 amino acids)
Source: RefSeq, a predicted model, not a curated record